Messenger RNA from Metarhizium brunneum ARSEF 3297, 1710 nucleotides. RefSeq lists its product as uncharacterized. The record is from RefSeq and is a predicted model, not a curated record. Lineage: Eukaryota; Fungi; Ascomycota; Sordariomycetes; Hypocreales; Clavicipitaceae.
AUGUUUCUCCACUCUGGAGCUAGUUUACACGGUCACGAAUAUUCGAUUAAGAGGUCGACGUCUGCGCCAGUACAGCCACCCCGAAGACUGCCAAUACUGAAGUCGACCCUCCGACCGCUCGUCUCUCCUUCUGAAUCGAGCGAGACGGGCUACUUUGCCUCACCCUACUCUGAAGGCCUACACGCCCCGCUCAGAGCAUCGACCGACGAGGCCAACCAACGCCCAUCUUUGUUAUCACAACAGCGUGCGGCUUCCAAUAGCUACACUCGGAAAGACCUUGCUGUUAGAUUCCGUGAGCCCGGAAUGGACCAUAUAUAUACGCCGUCUGCUAGCGAGGAUGAAGAAUCCAUAGCUGGGCCAGAGCCUCUGGACGGUCUCUCCGACUCCCCAGCACGCCGUAAGAAGCGCAGACGAUUACUUCGCAAAUCGACCAGGUAUGCUCUCGCCCAACCAGCACCGCAGCUCCGUACCAAGCAGAGACGACUUCUGCAGAUCCGGCCUCGAUUACUGUUACAACUCCAAGAAAUUGGCGACAGAAGAGCCAUUCCUGCCUUUGACCUGAUUCCAUCUCAACUAGUGGCAGGAACCUUGAUAAUUCCUAAAUUGUCCAAAACAUUUCCUCGUAUGUUUCACGCAAAUGCUGAGCUAAGCCAGAAUGAUGUUCUGUUAGUUCGUAGCGAAGAUUACGCUUCAACAUCAGGAAUGGCACCAGAAAGAUCCGACGAUGACAGACGGAGUCUACAUGGCAGAGAUAUUUGCGCUGUCAUUAGUGCUUUGCCAGAAGAUUCCGAGAACUCAGCGGAGAUUGUUCUUGAGGACGGGGUCCCGUGGUAUGCUUCACCUAUGGCGAAUGGCUCAUAUGAAUUCACAAGAACAGAUGACGGCGGUGAAAUAACCACUGCACGCUGGGUUAGACGGUUUAAUGGCUCUACCCGCAAUAGUAUUGGUUCAUUCGAACCGUCGUCUUCAGCGCGAUCUAGCGUCCACGAUUCCUUGCCUGACUCUAGAUGGACGUUCAGCAUCAUUGACCCUUCUUCGAGGAGGCAUCCCAUAAUGGGUAGCUUGACAUCAGAGACGGUCGAGGUGUAUGAUCACUACACAACUUUGUCAACUUCCAGUGGUCGGUUUCCGCCGACCCGUUCAUUCGUGCCGGAAGCGGAAGGUGUCGACCGGAGCCCGUCUCCUGCAGGUUUCAAUCCAGAAUCGAGAGCGACACUUGAAGUGCUUCCGGAGCAAAAGGCGCUGAUGAUCGCUACUGCGAGUUGGAUUCGACUUCAUCAACAAGGUUGGCCCGCCUCUGCGAAUCCCAAGUUUGCGAGAUCGAUCCCAUCUCAUUGCCGGUCGGCAAGCGCAAACAUGUGUUCUACAUCACGACGACGAACUUUUCCAUCUUACGAUGGAGACAGCUCUCGUGCGACGAGCCCAAUCAAUCUAUCGCAGCCGUCAGACAGCCUACAUGACCCAUCGUUGUCAAAACAUCCACAUGGAAAAUCGAUGCCAGCGAGAGCAAUGUCUACUGGAAGAGCCUUCAUGAAACGAAGGAGUGACCGGAUGGAGGGCUUGGCAACAGUAUAUAGUCAAGAGCCGCCAAGGCCGGUAUACGACGCAGAGAAACUAGACACGCUGCCGGAAGAAAAGGUUGGUUGUCUGAGCAGAAUUCGCCAGUGGACACACAAAUUGUUCCACAGGAGGCGAGACUCGAUAAGAUGA